Parasteatoda tepidariorum (common house spider) is the source of this 623-nucleotide messenger RNA. Its product is annotated as protein D3. The record is from RefSeq and is a predicted model, not a curated record. Lineage: Eukaryota; Metazoa; Arthropoda; Arachnida; Araneae; Theridiidae.
GUAAGAUAUAAAGAUGCUGUGGUUGAUCAAGGCAAUGAGUUGACUCCUACUCAAGUUAAAGAUCCUCCUACUCAUAUCAAUUAUCCUGUAGUGGCAAAUUCAUUGUAUACCUUAUGUAUGACAGAUCCUGAUGCUCCAAGUCGUGCGACUCCUAAGUAUAGGGAAUGGCAUCAUUGGUUGGUUGUAAACAUUCCUGGUACAGAAGUUGAGCGUGGAGAUGUACUUUCAGAGUAUGUUGGCUCUGGACCUCCUAGUGGAACUGGUUUGCAUCGAUAUGUAUAUUUGAUUUAUAAGCAACCAGGUAAGUUAAAUUGUGAUGAAAGACGUUUGACUAAUAGAAGUGGUGACCAUCGUGGUUGUUUCAAGAUCAAGAAUUUUGCUAAGAAAUACAACUUAGGUGACCCAGUUGCUGGAAAUUUUUACCAAGCUCAAUGGGAUGAUUAUGUUCCUAAAUUAUAUGAGCAGCUUGCUGGUUAAAAAGAAUUAUGAACUAUGAGUGAAGAAAAGAGCCUUAUAUUGUUAUACCCUGUGUUGUAUUCAAUUAUAUUAACUGGUGCAUUUCUUGUAUCAAUGAAUACCUGGCUGUGAAUUAUGUGUCCAAUAAAUUUCUUACAAUAUGCUAA